AUGACUAUCAUGAACCCCUGGGAAGAGAGCGCGCUGCAGUAUCGAUACCAAGAUGAUAGCAACGCAUUUACGACAGUACCGGCCAGCAUCGGAAUGGACUCAAAGGAUACCGUACACGACGGUAUAAUUUACCCCGGACUCUAUGCUCCGAGCGGGUUUGACAUGAUGAGCAUUCUCGUACGAGUCAUGGCCAGACCGAACCCCGUCGUCGAGCUCGGUCCCAUCGACGCCUCCUGCGCGCUCAUCAUGUGCGACCUCUACCAGGAGGACUACCCGAUAGUCUACGCCUCGGACCCGUUCACCGAGCUGACGGGCUACUCGCGCUCGGAGGUUACCGGGCUGAACUGCCGGUUCCUCCAGGCACCGGGCGGACGGGUCGCCAAGCAGUCGGCGCGCAAGCACGUGGGCAAGGAGCUGCUGAAGAAGAUGCGGCGCGCCGUCGAGAGGAACGAGGAGGUCGCCGUCGAGGUCGUCAACUUCAAGAAGAACGGCACCCGGUUCGUCAACGUGCUGUCCAUGAUCCCGGUCUACUGGGACAGCCAGACGCCCCGGUACUCGAUUGGGUUUCUGGCCGAGAAAACCUGGUAA
Molecule: messenger RNA, 588 nt
Organism: Daldinia caldariorum
Lineage: Eukaryota; Fungi; Ascomycota; Sordariomycetes; Xylariales; Hypoxylaceae
Product: putative vivid protein
Exons: 3
Coding region: 1-588 (195 amino acids)
Cellular component (GO): nucleus
Source: RefSeq, a predicted model, not a curated record